This is a messenger RNA of Aspergillus saccharolyticus JOP 1030-1, 561 nucleotides long. Its product is annotated as GAF domain-containing protein. The coding region runs from base 1 to 561 and encodes 186 amino acids. Gene Ontology annotation, molecular function: L-methionine (R)-S-oxide reductase activity; protein binding. Gene Ontology annotation, cellular component: cytosol. The record is from RefSeq and is a predicted model, not a curated record. NCBI's taxonomy places the organism in Eukaryota, Fungi, Ascomycota, Eurotiomycetes, Eurotiales, Aspergillaceae. The transcript has 5 exons.
AUGCCUCACGCCGACUCCUCCUACUUCGGCCCCAAUGCCUCCAAAGACGAGGUCUACACCCAGGUUCUAGAUCAAGCCCGCGGGCUGGUCUACGGCCAGCGCAACUGGGUCAGCAACUUCUCAAACGUCGCCUCCCUCCUCUGGCACGCCUACGCCGCCCUCCCCGCCCCAUCAUCAGCAGUCAACUGGGCCGGCUUCUACAUCCGCAGCGACAAAUUCCCUUCCAAGCCCGACAACACCAACCCUACCGCCGUGCGGAAACUCCUCCUCGGUCCCUUCCAAGGCCGUCCCGCAUGCCAGGAAAUCCGGUUUGGGAAGGGCGUCUGCGGCGCCGCGGCCGAGAAGCGCGAGACGGUGGUGGUGCCGGACGUGUUGGAGUUUCCGGGGCAUAUUGCGUGUGAUGCGAGUAGUCGGAGUGAGAUUGUGGUUCCCAUUCUUGUGGGUGGAGAGACUGUCGCGAUUAUUGAUAUCGAUUGUGCGGAGCCGGCUGGGUUUGAUGAGACGGAUAAAAAGUAUUUGGAGGAGUUGGCGGGCUUGUUGGCUGAAUUUUGUGAUUGGUAG